Molecule: messenger RNA, 1494 nt
Organism: Haliotis rufescens (red abalone)
Lineage: Eukaryota; Metazoa; Mollusca; Gastropoda; Lepetellida; Haliotidae
Exons: 3
Coding region: 303-1280 (325 amino acids)
Source: RefSeq, a predicted model, not a curated record
CAAUGUUAUAAAUGUUGGGCUCAUAUUUAAAACACGGCAUAACUCAUGACAGAUAGGCUUGAAUUACAGAACAGAUUCAAGAUGCCUGUCCACUGAUAGAGAAAAUGGGCGCUCUUUGAGAACACUGCCGUCAACACACAGUGGACUCUGACACAAACUUAGUUCAAAGUUUGUAAAAGUGGUGUCAGCAAGACCUCAAAGCUUAGAACAUCCUGAUUUCUGAAGACAUCGCCACCUAGCGGCGAUUGAUCUAUGCAAGGGCCGAAACCCAGAAUCGUAAGAUAGCCUAGAUAAGAAUAGCCAUGAUUUGUUCGUGUCGUAAGCGGUCUUUGGAAACGCCUCCAAUACUCGAUGUGGAGCGAAUACUGCAAGAUUAUGCUUGGAAGGACUUUAAAGAAAAAAGUGGACGAGUUGAAAAGAUAUUCCAGCGAAGACGUGAUUUUGAUAUUGAGGUUCCUAUGAACUACUUCGAUUUUGAAGACUCGGACACGUUUCUAAAACCAAAACCCAAAGCAGCAGCCGGGCAUUCUAUCCCAGAAACAUCGGUCCUGCAGACGCAGUUCAGAAACAAUACCAACAGAAGUCAGACGUACAAGUUCAGAAUAGAAAGGACAAGGAAGGCCACGAUCAGCGUCACAUUUCAGAGAGGAUUUUCUAUUGGCGGAAAGGCCCAGUUCAAACUUGGAUUACCGAAGAUGCUGUCUCAAGGAGGAGAAGUUGACAUGAGACUUCAAAUAUCCAAAACUACCGGGGAAACGUUCGACGAAACGUUGACAUAUGAGGCCAAUUGUGAUAUCAACGUUGAGGAGAACUGCAACUACACUGCCAAUGUGGCCUUCACUGAGAAGGAAAUAUCAGCUGAGUUCACGGUGCAGACAUUGAUGAGAAUGCCGACUGGUACAGCGCCAGUUUACAUCAGGAGAAAACGAGACCAUGAACUUUAUGCAACAGUUUUUAUAAGCGACCUCAAAGACGUCUUCGCUGAUCAUAAAGCUACAGCCAAAAUCAUUGACAAGUCUGCUAAGGACGCAAAGGUUGCUAGGUAUGCAAUCAAGUUUACUACAACUGGAAUUGUUGAGGGGAUGCGGCUUGUUGGACAGAAAAUCGACAUUGAUUCUAAGAAGUUAGAAAAGGGAGAUGCAUCUGGCGUUGACCUACCAGUUGUGAGUCAAAGUGCAGCUGCCCAGAAUGCAGGAGUCGAAGCCGCACAUCCGUCGGGAUUAUUUCGACCUAAUUUCCCAUCAGACAGUGAUCACUGGACAAAAUAUCCUAGGUCAUAAAGGUCAUAUUUCCAAGCUUGGAUUUGUUUGGAUAUUUUUGGAUUUGUUUGGAUAUGUUUGGAUACAACAUGUCACAAUCAUAUCUGAUAAACGUUGUACAACGUUUGACCUUAUGUGAGAUUAGUAAUGACAUGAAAGUAAAUAAUUAAGAGUAUUUUGGCACUAUUUACCACGAAAAGACCAAAUCAUGAGCAAAUUUAACUAAAUGAAUUUC